AUGGCAGCUCCAGCCAAGGCAUCGUGGAUGGUGGCGAUGAGCGUGGGCACUGUGGAGGCGCUCAAGGACCAGGCCGGGCUCUGCCGCUGGAACUACACGCUCAGGUCCAUCCACCGGGCAGCCAAGGCCAACGUCCGCAGCGGCGUCUCGCAGGGUAACAAGCAGCUGCCUGCCUCAGUGUCCGCCGUGGCCGAGAGGCGCCCAGCGGAGAAGGCCGAGGAGGGGCUGAGGACUGUCAUGUACCUUAGCUGCUGGGGCCUAAAUUAG
Triticum turgidum subsp. durum (durum wheat) is the source of this 267-nucleotide messenger RNA. Lineage: Eukaryota; Viridiplantae; Streptophyta; Magnoliopsida; Poales; Poaceae. The record is from the annotation of a GenBank genome assembly.